CGUUUCAUUUCUGACUUCAUUUCAUACAAUAUAAAGUAGAUUGCUUACCGCCGGCAUUGUUUUUUGGUUAUAUUAACAAACAAAAUCUUUAAGAUUUCCUAAAUUUUAGUUUAUCAAAUAUAUAAUUGACUUUCAAGCAUUUCAUUAUCGCUAAUAUGUCUAUCGGUGUACCAAUUAAAGUACUUCAUGAAGCCGAAGGGCACAUUGUAACAUGUGAAACAAUUACUGGAGAAGUUUAUCGAGGCAAGCUGAUCGAAGCUGAGGAUAAUAUGAACUGUCAAAUGACUCAAAUUACUGUGACUUAUAGGGAUGGCCGUGUAGCUCAGUUAGAAAACGUUUAUAUUCGAGGAUCCAAAAUAAGAUUUCUAAUACUUCCUGACAUGUUGAAAAAUGCGCCUAUGUUCAAAAAACAGGGGUCCAAAGCAGGUGGUGCUGGAAGAGGGAAGUCUGCAAUUCUCAGAGCACAAGCUGCACGAGGAAGGGGUCGGGGUAUGCCUGUUCGAGGAGGAGCUGGCAGAGGCGCUGGUCCUUGGCAGGGAGGUCCUGGUGGAGGAAGAGGUCGUGGUGGUCCAGGAAUGCAAUAAAUUAAUGAUUAGAAUUAUGUAGCUUAAGAACCCGCUCCUUUUUAUGAGCAAAGUCCACACACUUUUCUUUUUAUUUGUUUUUAAUAUACAAGGAAACUAUGAUCGUAUGUGAACUUAUUACACAUUUUGAUUACAUUUGUUUUAUUCAUUGACUCGAAUGACAAAAAUUCAUUCAGUUAAAAGUUACAUGCUGCAUUAUUGAAUAAAAUUCAUCAAAUUGUAUUUUAACAGAAUUAUUUGUAUAAUACAAAGCAAUUAAAU
Molecule: messenger RNA, 845 nt
Organism: Ctenocephalides felis (cat flea)
Lineage: Eukaryota; Metazoa; Arthropoda; Insecta; Siphonaptera; Pulicidae
Gene: SmD3
Product: small nuclear ribonucleoprotein Sm D3
Exons: 2
Coding region: 156-584 (142 amino acids)
Biological process (GO): spliceosomal snRNP assembly; RNA processing
Cellular component (GO): U5 snRNP; U1 snRNP; precatalytic spliceosome
Molecular function (GO): RNA binding
Source: RefSeq, a predicted model, not a curated record